AUGGGCGAGCGAAAAAACGCCAAGCGGAAAAUGGAACAACGGCCUAACAAGAAUAACCCCUUUCGAAAGCUCUAUAAGGGCAUUCGGAUGGCAAAAGCCUGGCGAAACGAAAACGCAACAAGUAAAUCGCCCGAUAACGAAGAUUCCGGUGUGACCCCGGAGCCUUACCUUGGGAGGACGUUAAGUGAACUCAACAUGGUUGACCCCUCAUUUGAUGGGUCUGCACUCCCGGCAUUAUUACGCUACUGCAUCGAUUACGUCGAAGAAUAUGGCCUUGGGCUGGAGGGCAUUUAUCGGGUGUCCAGUCCGAAAAUUCGCCUCGAUGAGCUGGAGCGUGAAACGGCGUGGCGCAACCACCCAUUGUCAUACAAAAUUCCACCAAUCACUGACCAAUUCCAAGAAGCACACGAAGCGGCCGGACUUUUGAAGCGUAUCCUUCGUGCUUUUCCCGAUCCUAUCAUCCCACUCGAGCUCCAGGGGCUCGCCGAAACGUGCGGAUGUCGUUUGGAUUGCGCUUGUGACACUGGUGAGCGCAUGCGCGUUGCCUUGAAGACCCUGUCGCCUGACACCUUGGAGUUGAUCGCCGCGAUCUUUGUGCAUGCGGGAAACGUGGUGUCAAAUGAGCACCGCAACAAAAUGGGCAUCCCGGCAAUGACGCUGCUGCUCGAGCAAAAUCUGAAUUCAACGCGCCGGAGUGUGUGCAUGUUGUUGGCCGGCCAGGCGGCGGGCGCACGCAGCUUCUUCCCCGACUACAAGAUCAUACGGUACUUUUUCAGGAUCGUGAUUGGG
Mesorhabditis spiculigera is the source of this 789-nucleotide messenger RNA. Lineage: Eukaryota; Metazoa; Nematoda; Chromadorea; Rhabditida; Rhabditidae. The record is from the annotation of a GenBank genome assembly.